Molecule: messenger RNA, 2308 nt
Organism: Syngnathus acus (greater pipefish)
Lineage: Eukaryota; Metazoa; Chordata; Actinopteri; Syngnathiformes; Syngnathidae
Gene: gnsb
Product: glucosamine (N-acetyl)-6-sulfatase (Sanfilippo disease IIID), b
Exons: 13
Coding region: 99-1673 (524 amino acids)
Biological process (GO): glycosaminoglycan metabolic process
Molecular function (GO): N-acetylglucosamine-6-sulfatase activity; glycosaminoglycan binding
Source: RefSeq, a predicted model, not a curated record
CCCACUGGCGCGCGCCCACGUGACCAGCGGCACUUCCUCAAGCCGCAGCUCGCACGCGUCGCCAAGUCCGUCAUCUUCUGAUUUUCUUGCUGCCUUGAAUGCUGCAUGUCUUCGCCGCUUUUGUCUUUCGUGUCUCCGUUUGUGUUGCGGUGAUGCUCGUGGGAGUGUUGCGCGUGCUCGCGCUGGGCGCCCUGCUCACCUGCGGCGCGAGGCGCGUGCUCGGCGGCGGGGGGCCCGGCAGCAACAUCGUCCUCAUCGUCACCGACGACCAGGACCAAAACCUCGGGGGCAUGACCCCCAUGAAGAAGACCAAAUCUCUGAUCGGAGACGCCGGCGCUACCUUUGUCAACUCGUUCACGGUGACGCCGCUGUGCUGCCCGAGCCGCUGCAGCAUCCUGACGGGUCGCUACCCUCACAAUCACCUAGUGAGGAACAACUCGCUGGCCGGGAACUGCUCCAGCGCGGCCUGGCAGAGCCGAGGCGAGUCGGACGCCUUCCCCGUCUUCCUCAGCAAGAGCGGCUACCAAACCUUCUUUGCCGGGAAGUACCUGAACCAGUACGGCAAGAAGGAAGCGGGCGGCGUCGGCCACGUUCCGCCCGGGUGGGACCAGUGGCACGGCCUGGUGGGCAACUCCCGCUACUACAACUACACCCUGUCCAGAAACGGGGCUGAGGAGAAGCACGGCGACGACUACGCGGACGACUACCUCACCGACCUCAUCGCCAACCGCUCGCUUCAGUUCCUGGACAACCGCAGCCCUCAGCGUCCGUUCUUCCUGAUGCUGGCGCCGCCGGCGCCCCACUCGCCCUGGACCGCCGCCCCGCAGUACCGACGGCGCUUCGCUGACGUCAAAGCGCCCAGGGACGGAAGCUUUGACAAGCCGGCCAAGGACAAGCAUUGGCUGCUGCGCCAGCCCGCCAACCCCAUGGCCAACAGCUCGCUGGCCUUCCUGGACGACGCCUACCGCAAAAGGUGGCAGACGCUGCUGUCGGUGGAUGACCUGGUGGAGACGCUGGUGAGGAAGCUGGAGGAGCUGAAGGAGCUCAACAACACGUACGUCGUCUUCACUUCGGACAACGGCUAUCACACAGGUCAGUUCUCGCUGCCCGUCGACAAGCGUCAGUUGUACGAGUUUGACAUCCGCACGCCGCUGCUGGUGCGCGGCCCCGGCGUGAAAGCCAAGGUCACGCUGAAGGCUCCCGUGUUAAACAUUGAUCUGGCGCCGACCAUUCUGGACAUCGCCGGCAUCAACGCGUCGGCCGCCAACUUGGACGGGCAGUCCUUCCUGCCUCUGAUGGCGCCGUCGUUGCGCGACGGCUCGGCGCGUCCCUUCUUCCUGGUGGAGCACACGGGGGAGGGGCUGUCCAGCGCAGACCCCAGCUGCCCCGAGAUGGGGCCCGGCCUGUCGCAAUGUUUGCCCGACUGCGUGUGCGAGGACUCCUUCAACAAUACCUACGCCUGCGUCAGGACGCUGGACGGACGCGACGACAUGCAGUACUGCGAGUUCGCCGACAGCGAGUCGUUUGUGGAGGUGUACAACCUGAGCUCGGACCCCCACCAGCUGGAGAACAUUGUGAAGAAGGUGGACCCGGCCGUGCUGCAGACCAUGAACCAGCGCCUCAUCAAGCUGCAGUCCUGCCAGGGCGUCGGCUGCCGCGCCCUCUCCACGUGAAGGAGAUGCGGCCAAAGCCGCCAUUUUGAUUAGCACCGGCCACGAGGACUUCCUUCUUUUGUUUGGCCGGCGAAAGGUGCGCUCCACUUCCUGUUUAGUUCCCCAUUGCACCACGAGAUGAAUGAGGCCUUGCGUCGCCGCCGUUAAUCACUCACUCCUUUCCUUUUUGGGUUUGAAUUUGAUCAAUUUGAAUGUUGCUGUGUGUCGCCGUGAGCCCGCUAAGUGAUAGCGAAGAGCCACGUGUAAUUGCCUCACGCGCAAAAGGGAUGCCCUGAAAUGGCACUGCCAGGCAGCAGCCUGACAAAACAAAGCCCCCCCUCCUCCUCCUCUCAUUCCGACUUAGUGGCCUAGGUGCCACCUUUUCGUACACUUUUCACAAAUGACUCCUUGUUGCAAUUUGGAAACCAGGAAUCUCACUUGUGACAGAUGAAAGAUGAACUCUGCAAACUGCGCCAAGUCGCUCAGCCUGUCGACGGCGCAAAAGAGUUUGUCUUUUCAAAUGAUUCAGUCACUUUGGAAAUGAAAUUGCAUAUCCUUUUAAGUGUUUUGCUGCAAGUGUUUGCACUGCCCAAGCCUUCCAUGUGAAUGAUUGCACUGUGACAAAUGAAAAUAAAUCAAAAAUAGUCUUUCUUGAA